AUGACCCCGUCCCGACCGGCGCACCGGCCCUCCUCCAUCCUCCUUCUCCAGCUGCUCUGCUGUCGGGACAUGAGGUUCUUCAGUCACGACCAGCAAGGGGAGCUCAAGCCUUGUUUACGGUUGGAGACUGGCCGUGACCAUGUCCUGCCCAUUGACUAUUACUUCCCACCUCAGAAGACCUGCCUGAUCUGUGGAGAUGAAGCGUCCGGGUGCCAUUACGGAGCCCUCACGUGUGGGAGCUGCAAAGUCUUCUUCAAACGGGCGGCUGAAGGCAAACAGAAGUACCUGUGUGCCAGCCGGAACGACUGCACCAUCGACAAGUUCCGACGGAAAAACUGCCCCUCCUGCCGCCUGCGGAAGUGCUACGAGGCCGGGAUGACGCUCGGAGCCCGCAAGCUGAAGAAACUGGGUAACCUGAAGACACAGGAUGAGGUGGAGGCAGGCAGCUCAUCCAGCCCCACGGAGGAGCAAGCUCCCAAGCUGGUGAUGACACGCAUCGAUGGCUACGAGUGCCAGCCCAUCUUCCUCAACGUCCUGGAGGCCAUCGAGCCCGGCGUGGUGUGUGCUGGCCACGACAACAGCCAGCCAGACUCCUUCUCCAACCUGCUGACCAGCCUGAACGAGCUUGGGGAGCGGCAGCUGGUCUACGUGGUCAAAUGGGCGAAGGCCCUGCCAGGAUUUCGCAACCUGCAUGUGGACGACCAGAUGUCAAUAAUCCAGUACUCUUGGAUGGGCCUCAUGGUGUUUGCUAUGGGGUGGAGAUCCUUCACCAACGUCAAUUCCAGAAUGCUUUACUUUGCUCCAGACCUGGUCUUCAAUGAGUACCGCAUGCACAAAUCCAGGAUGUACAGCCAGUGUGUCAGGAUGAGGCACCUCUCCCAGGAGUUCGGGUGGCUUCAGAUCACACCCCAGGAGUUCCUCUGUAUGAAGGCUCUCCUUUUCUUCAGUGUUAUUCCAGUGGAUGGCCUGAAGAACCAGAAGCUCUUCGAUGAGCUCCGCAUGAAUUACAUUAAGGAACUUGACCGUAUCAUCGCCUGCAAGAGGAAGAACCCCACCUCCUGCUCCCGGCGGUUUUACCAGCUCACCAAGGUCCUGGACUCCGUGCACCCGAUUGCCAAGGACCUGCACCAGUUUACAUUUGACCUGUUAAUCAAGGCACACAUGGUGAGCGUGGACUACCCGGAAAUGAUGGCUGAGAUCAUCUCUGUGCAGGUUCCCAAGAUCCUGUCUGGAAAAGUCAAGCCUAUCUACUUCCAUGCACAGUGAUCUUCCAUAGGGACCCCCGAGCUGCCUCCCCCAUUCCAGCCAUCUCCUGCCUGUUAUUUCUGCACUACUGUCCUGCAGUGCCUUGGGGAAUCCCUCCACAGUGGUGGCCAAGGGGACAGGCAGUGACAGACCUGCUGGGAUUCCUGAGAUUUCUGUUUUCCUGAGGUACCUCUGAACUGAACCCCCGGCCUCAGCCUCUGCCCAGCUCUGGCUGCUUGUGGUGAUGGACAGGGACUGGCACGGAGCAGCAGGACCCCACCUGCUCUUGUCUCUGUGUUUGUCGCCGUGACUCCAGCGGCCCAGGGCCACAGAAGAGUGGGAGAAGUGCCAGUAGUUGGUGGGUUUGGGGUGUUUUCUGUACGCAGAACAUGACA
Messenger RNA from Manacus vitellinus (golden-collared manakin), 1640 nucleotides. RefSeq names its product androgen receptor (gene AR). The record is from RefSeq and is a predicted model, not a curated record. Gene Ontology annotation, molecular function: sequence-specific DNA binding; zinc ion binding; DNA-binding transcription factor activity. Bases 1 to 1266 code for a protein of 421 amino acids. Lineage: Eukaryota; Metazoa; Chordata; Aves; Passeriformes; Pipridae. The transcript has 9 exons. Gene Ontology annotation, biological process: male gonad development; regulation of DNA-templated transcription.